This is a messenger RNA of Carassius carassius (crucian carp), 580 nucleotides long. RefSeq names its product small ribosomal subunit protein eS12. Gene Ontology annotation, biological process: translation. Lineage: Eukaryota; Metazoa; Chordata; Actinopteri; Cypriniformes; Cyprinidae. Gene Ontology annotation, cellular component: cytosolic small ribosomal subunit; ribosome. The transcript has 5 exons. Bases 150 to 548 code for a protein of 132 amino acids. The record is from RefSeq and is a predicted model, not a curated record. Gene Ontology annotation, molecular function: structural constituent of ribosome.
UUUGUAAUCUCCGAUAGAAUCUGUCUUCAAUAGCCAGCAUCCUGCGUAUAAACCACUCAAAGAUGUAUCCUAAGGAAUGGAUCCUAAUAUAUCGAUUAUAUUCUGCCUUUAUUUCAGAAGUCUAUCCUCUCAUCCAUCGCUAAUCUACAAUGGCCGAGGAAGGCAUCACUGCCGGAGGUGUGAUGGAUGUCAACACGGCUCUGCCUGAAGUGCUGAAGACCGCACUCAUCCACGACGGUCUGGCCCGUGGUAUCCGUGAGGCCGCCAAGGCCCUCGACAAGCGCCAGGCUCAUCUUUGCGUCCUGGCAUCAAACUGUGACGAGCCCAUGUACGUCAAGCUGGUGGAGGCUCUCUGUGCCGAGCAUCAGAUCAACCUCAUCAAGGUUGAUGACAAUAAGAAGCUUGGUGAGUGGGUUGGUUUGUGCAAGAUCGACAGAGAGGGCAAACCCCGCAAGGUGGUGGGCUGCAGCUGUGUAGUCAUUAAGGACUAUGGCAAAGAGUCCCAGGCUAAGGACGUCAUUGAGGAGUACUUCAAAUCUAAGAAAUAAGGCGCCAAAUAAAAGAUCUUUUGGAAAUGUUA